Molecule: messenger RNA, 1179 nt
Organism: Mercurialis annua (annual mercury)
Lineage: Eukaryota; Viridiplantae; Streptophyta; Magnoliopsida; Malpighiales; Euphorbiaceae
Exons: 2
Coding region: 1-1179 (392 amino acids)
Molecular function (GO): nucleic acid binding; zinc ion binding
Source: RefSeq, a predicted model, not a curated record
AUGGACGUCGUCAGUCAUAAAGACAUGUUUGCGGUAGGUGCUAAACCUGCAGCAAGAAUUUCAUACGCAGCAACUGUAGCCAAAUCCAUUCAGAAUAUUACCGAUUGUGUUGAGACACCAGUGAAUAAGGGUGGCUAUAUUGCCAUUACAAUCAAUCAAGAGGUUUAUGAACAACAGAUAGCUAUGUGCCAGAAUGCCCUAAUUGCCAGAAUAAUCCUCUACAAAGGUGAAUCUCCGUGGAAACUUGUGGAAUUAAAAAAGAAGUUAACGGAGGUUUGGGGGAUUCAAACCAGCUGGAAGCUAAUUUCUUUGGGACGAGGUUACUAUCAGAAAACAACCAAUUCACAAAUCUGGGUCCGUUUUUACAAAUUACCAUGGGAGUAUUGGCAUCCUAAAAUUUUAACCUCCAUUGCUAAAGGAAUUGGAGCACCCUUAAAAAUAGAUAAUGCAACUUCUACGGCUGAGUUUGGUCAUUAUGCAAGGAUUUUAAUCGAUGUUGAUCUUUCUACGUCCCUUCCGGAAUCUCUAUUAAUAGAACAGAUCGGAAAAAGUUUCUUCAUAGAUGUUGUUUAUGAGAAUCUGCCUGCCUUUUGCUCUUCAUGUUCAAAUAUUGGACACUUUGCCAGGGAAUGUCGUUUAAAUAUAGACAGCGCCCACAAAGACCUUGACAAACCUGUGGCCCCGACCAAGACAUGGAAACCAAAGAAUAAGUCGUCAGACAUCUUAAUUGAUAAUGUUUUUAAACAUUUGCAGUCUGAUUUGCAAAGAGCAGAUAAUGAGAUCGACAAGCAGCCUCAGGAGGAAAUAUUUCAAAGUGCUAAUGGUCUGGAUAUUCAGCUGCAGGAAAAAAUCACCGGUUGUGAUGAGACAAACAUAGAGCUGAUUCAUGAUGAUUCCAUAGUUGAUAACAAUGCACCUUCAAAAACAAAUCUGCAGGACAUUGAUGAAGAAAACAAUUCCAUGACAACAAACCAGGCUAUUAAUGAAGCAAUGAAUCAGCAGAAAGAUGUCGUUGACAUAGUUUUGCCAAAAGAAGUUACUAAGUCUUGGGCAGAUAAGGUUGAGGAAGAUGAGGCAUGGACAACUGUGACUAGGAGGAAAACUCAGGUUAAACAGGAUAAAUACAAAGUAACCCUCUCAAGGAGGAAUGCCAGAAAACCAGAUAAGCUCAAUCUAUGA